AUGUGGCGCCGAUGGAGAAGGGAGCUGUGGGAGAUGUCGCCCCCAUUCCGCCAGAGAGACACACCGGCCGCCGCCACCGCCUCCUGCUGCUGCAUACAGAUGUCGCCCUACGUUGUGGUGAAGAUGAAGAGGAAGAAGGAUCCCUCGCUGGACGGCAUCGAGGUCAUCAACCGCUCCAAGGACCUCCGCGUCAUCUCCUCCCUGAUGACGAUCAUGAUGGCCUCGCCGGAGCCCGGGAACGCCAUCCCCAUCUCCGCCGUCUCCAAGAUGGAUCGCAUCCUGGAGAUCCCCACCAGAGUGGCCACCUUCCUCCGGCGGUACCCCUCCUUCUUCGAAGAGUUCGUCGGGCCGCAGCACAAUCUCCCCUGGUUCAAGCCGACGGACGCGGCGGCGGAGCUCCACGGCGAGGAGCAGCUUCUAUUUGAGCAACAUCAGGAGGAGCUCGUGGAUCGGGUGAAGCGGCUGAUCUUCAUGUCCAGGGAGAAGCGGCUGCCGCUUCAGAUAGUGCAGGGGAUGCAGUGGUACCUCGGUCUGCCGGGGGAUUUCACGAAGAGAGCGGAGGAAUUCUCGCAGGGGAAGCUCCGCUUGGUGGAGGUCGGGGACGGCGUGAAGUGGUUGACGGCCGCCGGAUCCGCCGAAGAGAGGAUCCUCUCGGCGCUGCAGAGGGCCGCCCUGAAGAAGAAGACGGGAGAUGGAUCGGAGCCGCCUUCCGCCAUCGCGUUCCCUCUCUUCCCGUCAAAGGGAGUCCGACUGAAGCAGAAGAUCAUCGCCUGGUUGGAGGAUUUCCAGAGGAUCCCCUACAUAUCCCCCUACGAGGAUUCUUCGAGCCUGCACCGCAGCGGCCGGAUCGCGGAGAAGAGGCUGGCGGGGGUGCUCCACGAGCUGCUGAGCCUCUUCAUGGACAACUCCGCAGAGCGGAGGAAGAUCCUCUGCCUCAGGAAGCAUCUAGGGUUGUCGCAGAAGUUCUACAAGGCCUUCGAGCACCACCCCCACGUCUUCUACCUCCUGUUGAAGAACAACACCUGCACCGUGGUGCUCAAGGAGCCCUACUGCGGGAGCGCGGCAGAGUCCGGGAUCGAACCGCACCCCCUCCUCGAUCUGAGGAAGAAGUUCGUCAGGUUGAUGAUUGCAUCGGAGCUCAUCCUGAGGGAACGGCGGGGGAGAAGACGACCGUAG
This is a messenger RNA of Spirodela intermedia, 1176 nucleotides long. NCBI's taxonomy places the organism in Eukaryota, Viridiplantae, Streptophyta, Magnoliopsida, Alismatales, Araceae. The record is from the annotation of a GenBank genome assembly.